Messenger RNA from Daphnia magna, 1245 nucleotides. RefSeq lists its product as uncharacterized. The coding region runs from base 94 to 1245 and encodes 383 amino acids. The record is from RefSeq and is a predicted model, not a curated record. The transcript is spliced from 5 exons. NCBI's taxonomy places the organism in Eukaryota, Metazoa, Arthropoda, Branchiopoda, Diplostraca, Daphniidae.
AGGGGAAGGGGUUGAAAUUUGUUAGCGAGAGAAAAAAGUUAGAUUCAUUUUAGUUCUUUACCGCAUGGCUAUCCUGCUGAGACACGACGAAAAAUGUCGCAGAAUAUCCAUUCGCAAUAUGGCUCUAGUGUAAUAAAAUUUACUUUUCCGUGUGGCGGUGUUUGUCAUUUGCGAGUGACCCAAGACACCAAGCAAAAAUUUGAAGCAGAACCCGAAUAUAGGGCAGAAAUGAUCGGCAAAGCCCAUCAACAUUUUUUGAAACAAAAAGCUGAGAAACAGUUGAUUGAAGAGAAGAAAAAGAUAGAAGAGGAAAAAGAGAAGGAAAUGGAAAAGCAGCAGGAAGAGACAUUUAGAAGGAGUGAUAAUGAGUCUCAAGGAGAAAAUAUGCCCGAUGAAGAAGCAAUCGGUGCCCCUCUGCCAGGCCGUUCCAUUAUCGAGGUGCCUUCGCGGAGCCAUUGCGCAUCGCGGGUAGUCGUCGAUGGCGCUAUGAUAAGGGUAUUGCCAAAAAAUGCGGGUCCUACCCGUGGUGACAUUGCAAAGGCCAGGGGUUCAAAGAGAAAAGCGACGACAAAACCAACCCCUACCGUUAAAAAAAAAAAAAUUACGUUUCAGGUUCCCAGCCAACGUCAAACCGCUGAAGCGGAGCAUUCCAUUUAUGAAUUAUCAGAUCACGACGACGUUCACAUCAACGACGAUCCGAUGGUGCAGGAAGAUGAGGCGGACGAAUCGGAUUCAGAGGAGACGACGGUUAAGUGGUCAGUUCGCCAAACUGCCCUAUUGCUUGACACAUUUCAGCAAUUCAAGCCACAAUUGGAUCAGCCAUACUCCAAAAAGCUAAAAAUAUGGCAAAAGAUGACUAAAGCUGAGGGACUUGUGGCUCUUGGCAGAACUCCAGCCCAGCUUUCAAAGAAAAUUUAUAAUCUGAAGCGUACGUGGCGGUUGAUGAGGAGGCCUGGUGCCGAUUCGAAAGCAUGGCGAUGGACGGAUCGUAUGAAUGAAAUAUUCGGGGAAGACGCAACAAUCAAAUUGCUUCACGUUGCCGAGGUUAAUGAUGGAGGGGGCAAGGAAAAGCUACCACCGCAUGUGGAUAACUCUGCUCGAAAAAAAAUUGACUGGAAGGCGGAUAUACUUGUUAUCGAGAAGGAAAGAGUUGAAGUGCUGAAAGAAAUGGUGUCUGGGCAAGCCCAAAAAAAUGCAAUAUUUGAUCGUUUGACAUCGGCUAUUGAGAAAAUAGCAGAAAAGUAA